Molecule: messenger RNA, 183 nt
Organism: Chanos chanos (milkfish)
Lineage: Eukaryota; Metazoa; Chordata; Actinopteri; Gonorynchiformes; Chanidae
Gene: nrgna
Product: neurogranin (protein kinase C substrate, RC3) a
Exons: 3
Coding region: 1-183 (60 amino acids)
Biological process (GO): regulation of growth
Molecular function (GO): calmodulin binding
Source: RefSeq, a predicted model, not a curated record
AUGGACUGUCGAAAGGAGGGGUGCGCUCAACCUCAGGACGAGGACAUUAUGGACAUUCCUCUAGAUGACCCCGCCGCGAACAAGGCGGCUACAAAGAUUCAGGCCGGCUUUCGGGGUCACAUGACCAGAAAGAAGAUGAAAGACGACAAGCCAAGAGAAGAGAAACAACGGGAAAAGAAGUAG